This is a messenger RNA of Myripristis murdjan (pinecone soldierfish), 7898 nucleotides long. RefSeq names its product ral guanine nucleotide dissociation stimulator (gene ralgdsa). Lineage: Eukaryota; Metazoa; Chordata; Actinopteri; Holocentriformes; Holocentridae. The record is from RefSeq and is a predicted model, not a curated record. Gene Ontology annotation, molecular function: guanyl-nucleotide exchange factor activity. The transcript has 18 exons. Gene Ontology annotation, biological process: Ras protein signal transduction. Bases 188 to 2737 code for a protein of 849 amino acids. Gene Ontology annotation, cellular component: plasma membrane.
AGUGUGAGUCAGGACUCAGCCGAGCGCAGCGCACCGACACACCGGAGGCGCCACGGUGAACCUCGCAGCCACCGACGGAGCUUUCUCUUCGGGUUAAAACAACAAACAACAAGAAUAAAAAACAAACAAACAAACAAACAAGAAAACAAAAUGUCUGUCCGUCGCUGUCAGUGAACCUCCGGCAUCCAUGGUCUAUUUCCCGGGGAUGCAAGCCGAGGCGCAGAGCGUCAAGCCGGGACAGCUGGAUAUGUUUGACGCGUCGUGGCGGGUGAAGAGCAUUUGGGAUGGGGUGAGGCUGGAGGUGGUGGAGGACCAGAGUCCGGUGGUCCUGCACAGCUUCACACAUCUGGACCCCGACCUGCCGCUGCUGGAGAGCUCGACGCAGGAGAUCGGCGAGGAGGCCGAGGAGGGCGCCAUCUUCACCAUCACGCUGAGGAAGGUGCAGCUCCACCAGUCGGCCAGUAAGGGGCAGCGAUGGCUGGGCGUGGACACGGACUCGGCCCUGAGCCUCUACGAGACCUGCAAGGUGCGGACCAUCAAGGCCGGCACGCUGGAGAGGCUGGUGGAGUACAUGGUGACGGCGUUCAGGGGCAAAGACUCCACCUACGUCACCAUCUUCCUCUGCACCUACCGCUCCUUCGCCACCACCAAGCAGGUGCUGGAUCUCCUGCUCAACAGAUACGCCAAGCUCCAAAAUCUGCCUGCCACCUCUGCACACCGAGUGUCCCAGGACGACUGCACGGAGCUGAGAAACACCGUGUCGUCCAUCCUGGGCGCGUGGCUGGACCAGUACUCGGAGGACUUCUGGAGCCCUCCAGACUACGGCUGCCUGCACCAGCUGCUGUCCUACCUGCACCUCCACUUUCCCGGCUCGGACCUGGAGCGCCGCGCGCGCAACCUGCUGGCCCACUUCCACCGCCGACAGCAGUGUGAGCCUGAUCCUGAUGGGGAGCACAUUGGCUGCCCUUUUGCUACGCAGGAAGAGAGCGGCUUUGAGGACGAGCUUCCUGCUUUCAGCUUCCUGUCCUUUGACCCCAUCAUGGUGGCCGAGCAGUUCACGCUCAUGGACGCGGAUCUGUUCAAGAAGGUGGUGCCGUACCACUGCCUGGGGGGGAUUUGGUCUCAGCGGGACAAGAAGGGCAAGGAGCAUCUGGCUCCCACCAUCAGAGCCACGGUGGCUCAGUUCAACUCGGUCACCAACUGCGUCAUCACCACCUGCCUGAGCAACCCGACGCUGAAGCCCAACCAGAGAGCCCGGCUGCUGGAGCGCUGGAUCGAGGUGGCCAGGGAGUGUCGGAUUCUGAAGAACUUCUCGUCACUGAGAGCCAUCCUGUCCGCGCUGCAGUGCAACGCCAUCCACCGGCUGAAGAGGACCUGGGAGGAGGUGUCCAGGGAAAACUUCCGCACUUUCCGUGAGCUGUCAGAGAUUUUCUCCGACGACAACAACUACUCUCUGAGCCGGGAGCUUCUGGUGAAGGAGGGAACGUCCAAGUUUGCCACUUUGGAGAUCAACCCCAAGCGAGCCCAGAGGAGACACCAGCAGCAGAGAGACCUGGGCGUGAUGCAGGGGACCAUUCCUUACCUGGGCACCUUCCUGACCGACCUGGUGAUGAUGGACACCGCCAUGAAGGAUUACGUGGAGGGAGGCCUGAUCAACUUCGAGAAGAGAAGAAAGGAGUUCGAGGUGAUCGCUCAGAUCAAGCUGCUCCAGUUGGCCUCCAACAACUACAGUUUCACUCAGGACAGCCACUUCAGAGAAUGGUUCGCCAGCGUGGAGAAGCUCAGCGAGGCCGAGAGCUACAACCUGUCCUGUGAGAUCGAGCCUCUGUCCGAGUCGGCCAGCAACACGCUCCGAGCCAAGAAGAACGGAGGCAUCAUGAAGCGCUGGAGCGACCGCCAGCUGACAGAGGCCGGCUGCAGCAGCGGCGCCGGCUCCCAUUCCAAGUCCUUCGACCACUCCCACUACAGGCCGUACCAGGGGGGCGGGGGCGACAGCGGCGACGCCCUCAGCGUCACGUCCGUCAGCUCCAGCGGCUCGGACCUGGAGGACGUCAACGCCAGCUUCCUGUCCGACUCCCCCGAGGGACACGAGAGGAAGACGUCGACGCCCUCGGUGAAACACUCGGUCUCUGCUCUGAGGGAAGGACAGGCAGCGGACACGACCUCCACGGUGCGUUUGUUCUGGGAGUGCACGUCGCUGUCGUCUCUGGACACGUCCGGCAUGGGCUCGGGCUCCGGCUCGGGCUCGGGCUCCAGCAGCGCCUCGUCCUCCUCCGUGUCCUCGUCCACGCCGCUGUCGGCCUCCCGCUCCCACAAGCGCUCGGUGUCGGCCGUGUCCAACUACUCGACGCUGUCGCUGCCGCUCUACAACCAGCAGGUGGACGACUGCUGCAUCAUCCGGGUCAGCCUGGACGUCGAGAACGGCAACAUGUACAAGAGCAUCCUGGUGACAAGUCAGGACAAGACUCCCGCCGUCAUCAGGAAGGCCAUGAUCAAACACAACCUGGAGCGAGAGAAGACCGAGGACUACGAGCUGAUGCAGAAAAUCUCUGAGGAGAAAGAGCUGCGGAUCCCCGACAACGCCAACGUCUUCUACGCCAUGAACUCCACUGCCAACUACGACUUCGUGCUGAAGAAGCGCGGCUUGCCUCGGCCGAUGCGGGCCAAGAAUGUGACGAGCUCCACGCUGCCACGCAUGAAGCAGAAGGGCCUGAAAAUCGCUAAAGGGAUUUUCUAAGGACUUGACGCGCCGUCCCCCCCUCCCCCGAAACCCCCCCACCUGUCACCGCCACCCCCCUCUCAGAACAGACAUUACCACAGGGGGGCCUGUAGGCGGCGCUGCAGGUGGGACUCACCUGAAGUAUCUGAGUUGUGGUCGAAGCUGCUGGACAAAGACUGACUGACAGCCCGGAGGAGAUGGAAAAAAAAAAGAAGAAAAAACUAAACUAAACGGCGACCAAGCAAACUUUCUGUGGAUUAUCUGGACGCAGAGGAAGCACCCGAGCACUUACGAAGAGCCGCGGCGUUUUCGGGAGCCGCCACCGUGAACUUGACGUGGCCGAGAUCCUCCUGAGACGCGGCGCCGCCCGGAGGCCGCCGCGAGGAGGUGGUUCACACGAACAGACGUUUGCAGGAACAGGAAAGAGGAAAAAAAAAAAAAAAAAAAAACAUUUGAGGCUUCAGGUCCUGCAGUGUGUGUCGGCUCGCCGGCCAACACCCCCCCCCCCCUCGACCCCCUCACCCCCACCCCCCCCACUGUGACCGCCUGCAGCUGGUCUGAGUGUCAUGUGAUUGGUUUUGUUGCCUUGUGGAAAAAGCAUGUCCGUGUCCCUCUCUGGUUCAUCGCCUUCGUUUACAUCUGUGUUUACAUCUCGACGUCUUGUGGUCAGCCUCGCAAGAAGCAUUUUCUAAAUUUGAUUUCAUUUUAUUUUUUGUUUAUUUGUUUGUUUUUUUCUGGCUUGCUGAGUGGCUCGGAGGAUUUCUGCAUCUUCACCAUCGAUCAAACAGCUUCAAAAAAAAUCCUCCGCCGCCUUUAUCGCUCUGUCACUCGUUCCUCUCGCCAGCCAGCGUUUCCCAGUUUCCCCCCCGGGUUGCGGUUACCUCUCUUCACUGUUCCAAGCGCCCCCUGCUGGCGUGGCGUGUAAAUACACAAACGAAACAACACGAAGCCGCAGCAGGUAUUCACUAAUUCGUACGCGGCUGCGUGUUCGAAUGUGAUUCUACUUCAGGGAAGUUCAACUUGGUCGUGAGAACACCGCCGCCUUUACCCUCUCAGCCCGGGUCCGCCUGGUGUCACCUGUGUUUUAAAGGGACUACAACACUGAACAGUCGUCCUCCACUCUCUUUUCUUUUCUUCUUUUUUUUUAAAAAAAAAUAACAUCAGGACUUGCAGCUCAAGGGACGAGGAGAGGAUCGGCUCGGACGCCUGAGCACUUACCUGUCGAAAGCUGCCAUGUUCAAAAUGAAAAAAACACAACAACAAAAAAAAAAAAAAAAAAAGAAAGAAAUUGUUGAAGUGGUCUGUGCUGUUUUUAAAUGUAAGGAAACCCAAGUGUGAAAUGGGGACGUGGUGUCCAAAUCCAUUCGGCACAGCCACCAGUCACAUGCCACUGUGUUGUUGUUGUUUUUUUGUUUUUUUGUUUUUUUUUGUUUUGUUUUUUAAUGAAUCAUAACCACUACACCGUAAAGGAUGUGGCAAUCCUGCGAUCGCACUUGACCAGAGCCAACCAGGGACCGAGUCUGAACAGCCAGACCACAAACUGAGUGUACAUAAUCACUUCGAUUAACACCGACUUUGCAGUAUAUCCUUUUUUGAACGGACCAUGAGAUUUUGUUAAUAGAACCAUCACGAGAUAUCGAUAUCCUCCUUUCUUUUGUGCUUUGUACAUUUCUCUUUCUUUCUUUUUUUUUCUUUCUCGCAACUCUCUCUCUCUUUCUGCUCUGAUAUGGUGCUGCUAAUUAUCUUUCUACAGAGGUCGUACAAACUGCACUUCGAAACCGCCACUGCUUUUCUCUUCUCUCCUUCCUGACGAAGAUGGACGUGACCCCCCCCCCCCCACCCCCACCCCCCGAGCCGCCGCCGCGUUGGAGGAGUGACGACAAAAACCAAAAGAGCUCUUCCUCCUAAAAAAAAAAAUCACUUUUUAAUCAAGUUUGACUAAAAUCAGUUUUCGAAAGCCAGUUUUGACACUGGUAUUGAUGUUUUUAGAUUGAAGCUGAUUUUUUUUCUCUAAUAUUCGAUAUCGUCAAACCAUCACCGUCACUGUCUGAUCAAACCAGAGCUGUCACCACGGCAGAGGAAGAAAUAUUCAUCGUUUCUCUGUUCAUUUUCCUCCUGUCGGGGUGGAUUGCAGUGAUAGCAGUGAUAGCGGUGCUUUGUGGGAUACAUAAAAGCUUUUGAAAUGAAGAAGGAGAAAUUAUUCAAGCUGUGCAAAGAAAAUUUAGACAAUGAGAGGUUUUCCGGGCUGCUGCCGCCAACUCGCUCUCAUCGGAUAUUAAAGAAAAGGACAGUUUCAUCCUGAUACAUCAGCAAAACCGAUUUUAAACUCGGCAGCCGUGCUCGGACGCGAGGCGCUCAUUUGGUUUUGUCAGCGGAGGAAGACGCGAUAACUCUGAGGUUUUGUCACUCCUCCAACAUGGCGGCCUGUUUUUCCUCAACAACCGUUAUUAUUAUUAUUAUUAUUAUUGUCUUUCACUUUCUGAAUAUUCGCCUGCAGGCCCGUGUCGCGUGUCCCAACGCGGCCUGUGGGUCUGAUGAGGGCAGAUAACCUGCUGAUUUCUGCAGCGGGGCAGACGGGUCCUCGCUGUCAGGGUUCCUGCGCAGGAGCAGGACAAAGAAAAAUGACAAAUUAUUUCCUGAUCAUUUCCAGAUCCAGAAAACUGUGUUGAUUGUCCAAAAAAAAAAAAAAAAAAUCAUUAGAAUGUCAUUUUGACCUUGUGUCACGUCCCGUGUUGUGUUAGUGUGGAUAAUAAGCUUCAGCUACAGAUAGAAAUGGCAGAGUUUACAGUCAAACUGAGAAAACAUUUCAAAUCGAAUCAAAAAAAAAAAAAAAAGCCAAGAUCUGGAAAAAAGUGUUGGGUUUGAGCUGAAAUGUGUAGGAGCCCUGAUGACAGAGACCAGCAGCUGCCAAACUGCACCACAGGAACACACACACACACACACACACACACACACACUUUAUCUCAUCCAUGACAUGAAGCAUCGUGCUGUCCUACGUCAGUGUCUUUUACCGGAAAAAUCCACCCUCACACACUUUUUCACUUUAUCAAAAAAAAAAAUCAGCUACAGUGAUGAGCCUGUUUCUCCGGCUCCAGCUUGUUGUUGUUGUUUGAUGGUGUAUUUUCUCAUUCCUGUGGAUGGCGUGACGGGACAGGACGAGUCGAGAUGUGAUGUCAUGAGUCAAGACGUGACGUGACGUGACGAGUCGUGACAGGACGGGACGAGUCAAGAUGUGACGUGACGAGUCAUGACGUGACUGGACAAGUCGAGAUGUGAUGUCACAAGUCGAGAUGUGACGUGACGAGUCGUGACGGGACAUGACGGGACAAGUCGAGAUGUGACGUGACGAGUCAUGACGGGACGUGACGAGUCAAGACGUGACGGGACGAGUCGAGUCAAGUCGAGACGUGACGAGUCGUGACGUGACAUGACAUGACGGGACCUGACGUGAUGUGACGUGACGGGACGUGAUGGGACGAGUCAAGAUGUGACGUGAUGGGACGGGACAGGACGGGACGAGUCGAGAUGUGACGGGACGAGUCGAGAUGUGAUGUGACGAGUGGUGACGUGACAUGACGUGAUGGGACGGGACGAGUCGAGAUGUGACGGGACGAGUCGAGAUGUGAUGUGACGAGUGGUGACGUGACGUGACGUGAUGGGACGGGACGAGUCGAGAUGUGACGUGACGUGACGGGACAAGUCGAGAUGUAACGUGACGGGACGAGUCGAGAUGUGACGUGACGAGUCGUGACGUGACGGGACAAGUCGAGAUGUGACGUGACGAGACAUGACAUGACGGGACGAGUCGAGAUGUGACGUGAUGGGACGGGACGGGACGGGACGGGACGUGACGUGACGUGACAUGACAUGACGGGACGAGUCGAGAUGUGACAUAACGAGUGGUGACGUGACAUGACGUGACGGGACAAGUCGAGAUGUGACGUGACGAGUCAUGACGUGACGUGACGGGACGGGACGAGUCGAGAUGUGACGUGACGAGUGGUGACGUGACAUGACGUGACGGGACAAGUCGAGAUGUGACGUGACGAGUCAUGACGUGACGUGACGUGACGGGACGAGUCGAGAUGUGACGUGACGAGUCAUGACGGGACGAGUCGAGAUGUGACGUGACGAGUGGUGACGUGACAAGUGGUGAGGUGACGGGACAUGACGGGACGUGACAUUUUCUCUGUAAUUUUAGGGUUUUUUUUGUUCAUUUUAUAAACUUGCAAUACAGAUUCAGCCUCAUUUUUCUUUUUGUCUCAGUUGAUGAAAAUGGUUUUUAUUUUUCUUUAUUUUUCCAGUUUUCAUUAUUUUCAUCAGUUUAGUUUCCGUUAGCGAUCACGGCCUUGCUCUGAAUGCAUCGCGCCGACGGGACUUGGCGCUGUAUUCGCCGCCUUCCUGAGGGAAAGCAGAUACACCAAAAAACAACAACAAACAAAAAGGACGACUCGAACACAUCGAACAUCCCAGAAACCGUAAAGUGCACGAGGGUGGAGUUUUCCCGUUCACGUGAACUUUCAUAUCACCGAAACAAAACACUAGGUUGCACUUGCAAUCGUUUAUUGCCUUCUGUUGUUAUUAUUAUUAUUGUUCUUAUUGUUUUUUUAAUCUGCAUGAAGUUCAUUUCAGAUUCUCUCUCUUCUAUCUUACGAUCGACUGAAUGAACCGGGAAAAGCUGCGAAAGCAAUAUGGCGACGGGACGGCGGAGGGAUCGGCAGCACGCCUGCUCGCCGACGCCCUCGCGGUUGAACACUGUGACCUUUGACCCCAUCCGCUCCGCCCGUCGUGUCUCUCUGAUUGGCUGUCACGUCGAGCACUGUGAACAACAAAAAAAAAACGUCUCGCCGCCCCCCCUCCUCAACGGCGUCAGGAGUGGAAACGUAAAAAGGGCCCUCGCUCUCGUAGACGCCUCAUUUGUUGUGGGACUCGUUUACAGGCGGGGGGAAGGAGGGGGGAGGAGCAGGGGGGAGGAGGAGGAGGGGGAGGGGAGGAUCGAAGGCUGAACUGAACCCACACGUGCCAAAAAACACACAGAUAUGGGUGGGAGUGUUGCUGUUAAUGGAAGAGUCCUCUGCCUUUCACAGAUUUACAAAAAAAAAAAAAAAAAAAAAGAUCAGUUUGUAUAUUUACUGUUUUGUCGCGUUUUUAUGAGGUAAAAAAAAAAAAAGUGAGAACA